Molecule: messenger RNA, 2924 nt
Organism: Anarrhichthys ocellatus (wolf-eel)
Lineage: Eukaryota; Metazoa; Chordata; Actinopteri; Perciformes; Anarhichadidae
Gene: tmem179ba
Product: transmembrane protein 179Ba
Exons: 5
Coding region: 83-775 (230 amino acids)
Source: RefSeq, a predicted model, not a curated record
AGCUCUCCGGAAGUUUAUUUUCUCUUACCGUGGCUGACUUUAUGCGGGUCUCUUCUCAGUCAGGAACCUGACCCGCAGGACGAUGGUGUUACCGGUGCUGCUGCUGCUGGAGCUGGGUCUGUACACCAGCUGUUUCGUCUGUGGGAUUAUGACCGCGGCAUCCAUCACCAUAUUGCAGGGUAACUUUGGAGGCCGGUGCAUGCUGUAUGGACUUGUCAACUACAAUGUUACAGCGGGCCUUAUUGGGAUCGAGUCGCCCAGCUCCCCGUCUCUGUGCUACUUCGUGUCGGCCAUAUCGAUCAUGGUAGCAGUGGUGUGUUUCUCGGUGACUCUGUACUGGCUGUACACGUUCUGCAUCGACGGGGAAAUGAGAAGGGAUCACAUGUGGAUGAACAUGAUGAUAGUUGUGAGCGGCGUCUUCCUCUUCUUCCUGCUCAUCACGGGGUGCGUGGUGAAGAUCGGACGGGACUCGCUCUGCAACUCGGUCAUACAGAAGGUUCCCAACAUCACCAGCUGUGAGGAGGCCCAGACCAGAAAAUGGGUCAGUCCAAUUAGAGGGGGACAAUUCUACAACAGUCUCUACAAAGCCGGGACGGCAGUGUGGGUCAACCUCUUCCUCUGGCUCAUCAUCGCAGGGCUGGUUAUCAUCCAGAGGCGCCAGGGUUCAGGGUCAAAGGUGAUCGUAGGCGGGCCGGCCGGAGCGCUUUUCGGCGACGCGGGGGUGACAGCCGAAGAAACGGAGCCAUUUUUCAACCAGCCCACAAGGCCACAGUGAAGGACGGGGGAGAUGGAGGACUUACAGAAACACGCAUGCGAGCACAACAUGACAAUGUGGGAGUAGAUGUGGGAAAAGGGUAAAUACAUUUAGUGAGCACUACGCUGCCGUUGCAGGUUUGUCUAGUGAACACACUCUGUGAGAUAUUGUAUGAAAGUAGUUCCAGUAGUUUGUGAUAAUCUUAGUUUGCUUUAGGGUGUUGCGGCUCUUAGAUUCAAUAGAAGCAUCGCGCCCCGACGAGGAUGGGAUUCGAACCCACGCGAGCACAGCACAAUGGAGUAGUAAUCCAUCGCCUUAACCACUCGGGCACCUCGUCAGGUAAAGAGUUUUCAUAACCACCAAUGCUCUCAAGCCUCUGUUUGACCACAUGAUGGAGAGGCUUCACCUGCUGAUAUGUACAUGUAUCCGUUUCCCACAUCUACUCACGAAGGUCACGUCAAAUGUCUGAUUACUGGAUCACACAGACGUGCGUUUCUUCAUUAAGAUGGUGUUUCUGUUUACAUCACUAGAAAUAGAAGUGUUUUUUGCAGCCAUUUCUUUUUUUUUUUUAUUUAAUGAAUGUGCUCAGAUUUUGUAUUUUUGAUGUGACUGGCACACGUGUCCUUUGUAAACAGACAAAGAAUUAACAUGGUCCUCAAAAGUUUUUUUUUUUUACCCUUUAAGAAGUGUGUGCUUUGUGUUUCUACGAUGUGCCCAGUAGUUUUACUUCUGUAUCUUUAUUCUUUAUUUAUAAUGAAUUGUGUCAUUUGACAUUGAGGCCAAUUGUUAUUUCUCUUCAUUUUGUCUCAAAGUGUUGGUCAUGUGAUCUCAGAUAGUUCAGUCUAACUAUUGAGAAAAAUUGCGUAAAGAAGCACUUGCUAUGUCUCGAAACGGCGGGAAUAACAUUUCAUUACAUCAUGUGACCAAUAAUUCAGGGGGGGGGGGGUCUUACUUUUAGGUAUGACAUUAUAUGCUAACUGUUACAUCUGAUAUCCAGUCCAGGUUCACUCACAGAAUGAAGCAUUUGAUGAGCACCUGAUAUUGUUGUCAAGAUAUUAACCACGUAGUCUGAAGUGAUGCUACUUGGCACAUGGUGCGCUACUUUUUAAACCAAAGAGUUAAAACACAAUGACUCAAAUGUGCUUUCUGUUAAUGUGUUAGUGUUGAACUGUGUCUCCCUCUGCUGGUCUGUAUCAAGUACUCACCUGUACCUUUGUAAUGUCUUGUUUCAUGUGUGAAUGGAGAAAAGUCUUAUGAUAACAAAAGCAAUUAUUUCUGAGUAUCUGGGUAAAGUUGUACGUUGUGUAAUGAGACAUAAUCUUAUUAUUGUGGCUAUGAACACUGAAGGGACAAAAAUACUGUAUUUAUUCUGCCAUCCCAUUCAAGUAAUAAACAGCAGGGAUUUAUGACAAAACAAAAUGUAGUUCACUUUACUUUAGCUCUUUUCCUUCCUCUAGAAGCCUGUUUCUGGUUUUGUCCCAGACAGCUAAACCUGCCUGUGAUAUUUAUUAAUGAUCAGUUUCACCACACAGAGCGAGAUCGGGCUAUAUCAGCAAGCCCAAAUGUAAAGUCAGCCCAUAUAAUUAUAUUGGUAUUAUUGUUCAAAAUAAAGAUUAUAAAUAUACAUUAAGAAGUCCUUUUUUGUAGUGGUAUUGAAUAAUGGCAUACUGUAUACCUUGAAAUAUAGAGCAAUUGUUUGGUCACCAGACUCAAGAUAUUUCUAAAUAAACAACAAAAAACAAUUGAAUUUCUUAUUUUGAAACAGAAUGUGACGGCUGCAAACUAGUCAAACCAUCAACCAGGCAUAAUGAACUGUUUCACUAUUCUUUAAAUUAUGAUGUGAGACAUAAAAAGACCUGUUUUGACUGACUUUAUAUAGAUUGAGGUCAUGCUAUCAAGUAAUAUUAAGUUGCGGUUGAUAAAAGUGUUAACUUUCCUGUCAGUGUUUUGCAGCCGACCAUCCUUCUGGCAACAGACUGAGCAGCUGCAUCACACCUUGUUCAGAAGAGCACUCACUAUGUUGUCUUAAACUAAACUCUGUUUAAUUAUGUUGUACUUAAGACUUUAGUGCAAUUAUGUUAAGUUUAUACUAUUCUGAUUUGUCACUUUGCCUUGAUUUUUUUACCCAUCCUAAUUAUUGUACAUACUUUGGGUGAAUAAAAUCCCUAUU